This is a messenger RNA of Musa acuminata AAA Group (dessert banana), 1187 nucleotides long. RefSeq names its product CMP-sialic acid transporter 1-like. The transcript is spliced from 4 exons. The coding region runs from base 26 to 721 and encodes 231 amino acids. Gene Ontology annotation, molecular function: sialic acid transmembrane transporter activity; pyrimidine nucleotide-sugar transmembrane transporter activity. NCBI's taxonomy places the organism in Eukaryota, Viridiplantae, Streptophyta, Magnoliopsida, Zingiberales, Musaceae. Gene Ontology annotation, cellular component: Golgi membrane. The record is from RefSeq and is a predicted model, not a curated record. Gene Ontology annotation, biological process: pyrimidine nucleotide-sugar transmembrane transport.
UUAUCCUCGCUGAAUACUGUUUUUCAUGAAGCCAUUUGAAUAUUUUGGAUCCACUCAUUCCUAUUUAUAUCAAACUUCAACUAAUGAUGAUCAUACCAAUCAUAUUAACCACCUAUAUAAUUUUUUCAAAUAUGAUGCACAGGUGAAAGGUUGUGGAGAGGCAUCUUGUGACUCACUAUUUUCAGCACCUAUACAAGGUUACAUGUUUGGACUCUUGUCUGCCUGUCUUUCUGCACUAGCUGGUGUUUAUACAGAAUACUUGAUGAAGAAGAACAACGACACCCUGUACUGGCAGAAUGUGCAACUAUAUACGUUUGGUGCAAUCUUUAACAUGACACGGCUUAUGAUGGAUGAUUUUAGAGUUGGAUUUGAGAAUGGACCAUGGUGGCAACGUCUUCUUAAUGGAUACACUGUUACAACAUGGCUGGUUGUAUUAAACCUAGGAUCUUCUGGGUUGUUAGUUUCAUGGCUGAUGAAAUAUGCAGACAAUAUUGUGAAGGUGUAUUCAACUUCGAUGGCAAUGUUACUAACGAUGGUCGUAUCUAUAUUUCUUUUCAGUUUCAAGCCUACUGUGCAGCUUUUCUUGGGCAUUAUAAUCUGCAUGAUUUCGCUGCACAUGUACUUUGCUCCUGCUCACAAGCUCGUAGAUUUACCAGCGACAACAAAGGCGGCGUCAGACACACUCAAGGAAAUAGCUGUCGAGCCAACGGGGGAGUCAUGAUUCUGUUGCUAUGUAAGCUCAACGGAACAGGAUCUGUUAACCAAAUACUAUUCAUAUCGUAGAUGGAAUUGUUUAGAGAUGAAAGAAACAGAAGAUGUGAAUUGAAUGCGUGGUGCUUGCAAUUCCAGAUUUUAUGAAGAAGACGAGUCUAUCGGACAAGCAAAGUCCGAAUAGAUUUGCUAGUGCUCUGCAACAUAAUGCACUAGCAAAGUCUCCAGAAACAUAGAGCAUAGCCAAUGAAUAGAUUUGUGCCAUGUGGUGUCACAGUUAAUGUAGAGAGAGAGAGAGAGAGAGACUAGUCCUCAAUCAGUUUGUCUCAUUGAUUUUGCAUUAAGUAUCUCAAGUGUUUAUCACCAUAGAGUAAACCAUUUUCUUCUUUUUUAAGUCGAGCAAUUUUGGACCCAUGUCACCAAGUAUAUUCAAAUGAAUUAAAAAUAUGGCGACAAUGAUGAUAUGUUCGAGACAA